Macrosteles quadrilineatus (aster leafhopper) is the source of this 1215-nucleotide messenger RNA. RefSeq lists its product as uncharacterized. NCBI's taxonomy places the organism in Eukaryota, Metazoa, Arthropoda, Insecta, Hemiptera, Cicadellidae. The transcript has a single exon. The record is from RefSeq and is a predicted model, not a curated record. The coding region runs from base 1 to 1215 and encodes 404 amino acids. Gene Ontology annotation, molecular function: nucleic acid binding. Gene Ontology annotation, biological process: DNA integration.
AUGCGAGAUCUUCCAAAAGUUGUAAAUAGCCGUUUAGUGAGGUGGGCUCACCAGUUGAAUCAAUACAACUAUGACAUAGAGUACAUAAAAGGAGAAGAUAAUGUGUGUGCUGAUGUUCUAUCAAGACUUCCGAUUGAAGAAGAUCAACCUGAGGAGGCUCACAUUGGCUUUUUGAAUGUUGAUAAGGUUAACUCAAUCAUGUCUUAUGACCUCUUGAAACAAAAUUCAUUUACAGAUAAAGCAAUUAAAAUGGCAAAAAACUUUGUAUUGAGAAAUACAUGGCCCCCUGUUGUUCCUGAAAUGUUGAAGUCAUACAAACCGAGGAAAGAUGAAUUGAGUGUAGAAGAUGACAUAUUAUUGUGGUUUGGAAGAAUUGUAGUUCCAGAAUGCAUGAGAACUGAUGUUCUGAAGAUAUUGCACACAGGACAUCCUGGUAUUGUAUCAAUGAGGUCUGUAGCAAGACACUAUGUAUGGUGGCCCAACAUGGAUAAAGAUAUCGAAGUUUAUAUCAAGAGGUGCACAUCUUGUCAAGAGAAUCGAGAUAAUGUGGAAGAAGUACCAUUAUAUCCUUGGAAUGUACCUGAUAGAGUUUGGGAAAGGGUACACAUUGAUCUGGCAGGGCCAGUCAACGGAUCUAUGUGGUUGGUAGGUAUUGAUGCUUUGUCAAAGUGGGCAGAAGUGGACUGUCUCAAGACAACAAACUCUUCAACAAUCAUUCAACGAUUGAGAUCUUGGUUUAGUCGAUAUGGAAUACCAAGUGAAAUAGUGACAGACAAUGGACCUCAAUUUGUAUCAAAGGAAAUGGAAACAUUUUUUGAGAAAAAUUCUAUCAACCACAUAAAAACAACUCCCUACCAUCCUAAAAGUAAUGGACUUGUGGAAAGACUAAUUCGUACUUUGAAAAGACGGUUCUACACAACAAAGCAGGAUGUUGGAGAUGGAAUGCUAGUUCUUCAAAAUGUUCUUUUUAGCUACAGAAACUCGCCUCAGGAAACAACUGGUAGGGCUCCUGCAGAAUUGUUUCUCGGUCGUAGACUACCAACAAUUUUUGACAAUAUGAAACCUAAUCUUAGAAAAAAGAUGGAGAUGAAGCUUUGGAAAGAACAAUGGAGGGACAACAAAAAAGUUCGAACUUUUGAAGAGGGAGAAGAUGUGUGGAUUAAGAAUGAACAUGGAAAUGGUUGGUCAGCUGGAAUGGUGAAAAAUAAAAAUUGA